AUGAAGGUAUUGAAGGAUCUGAUAUUAUUGGUCAGACAUGCCGAAAUUGAGGCAGAAAAGGAAUCCGCAACCACAAAUCAAGUCCUGGCCCAAGACGAAAGCGUAUUCCCACAGAAGGAGGAACCUGUUCACAUUACAUCUGAUACUCCUCUCGUUGACGAUCUGCAGGAAGGAAUAUGGGAAAAUGAAGAUUCGUCUGAAACAAAGGGACCAGUUCCCCGUCUUCUUCCCAGACAUCCUAAAUAUGAUUCGGCUGGUAACAAAUUUUUAACAGUAGUUGACGUUUCAGGUUUUCAUCAUAUCCCAGUUGUCUGGUGUUCUUGUGAGGAGAGACCCCACUCCGAAACACAUGAAAUGCAGCUUCUGGAUCUGAAGCUAUAUCCAGCCUCCUAUACCGACAUCAACACAGUUUUUACUUUUGAAGUACUCAACGACCACCGACUUGACAACCUGGAGUGCAAAUCCUCGUCCUAUCAAUAUCAUCAAAAGCUUAGAAGAAAGACAUCAUUUGCAUUUACAGAUUAUGUCCCUAACCGUUAUGCGGAGUUGUGUAGAGUCUCAAGACAAUGGAGGAAUAUCAAGACUAGGAAGUGGUUUGGACACAUCGAUGACAGUAAACCUGAACGCGGAUCCUUGGCUUUAUUCUGCCCAACUUGUCCUCAACCAGGUAUAAACCUACCCGAAAAUUGGAGAGAAGAGGCAACCAAAAAUCCAUAUUUAUUCACCCGGAGUGUUACAGCGGAUGGAAAUUUCAAAGCAGACCAUCUUCAACAAAGGAAUAGCGCAGACGAUGUGUGGCUUACCGAUGGAGAGUCGUUCAUGACCAAUAACCAAAGAUAUAAAAGACAUCUGGACACCGCGAUUGAAAUUAAGGAGCCACCAACCUGCAACAAGUUCCGUGCUGAAAAUAAUGCUGAAAGAGCUCACAAUGGAUGUGACGUUACAGGGGUUGGAGGCCAUGCCUGUGCUAGGCAUGGAUGCUUCGCACCCGGAAGUAUGGUGGACUUUCAGAAAGGGGAGCGCCAAAUGAAUAUCGAUUGGUCACUGUGCGAAAUGUUACAGACUACAAACAUUGACGAGACCCAGAAACUCCUCCAUAUCUACGACCUGGGUUGCACUUAUCUCCAGAAUCUGGAGAAAAGAAUUGCAGCCAAUCCCUUUCUGACCAAGCCAGAUAAGUUGGAAAUCAUUAGAGCCAUAGGCUUAUUUCACGUACACGGCCACCAGGACCAAUGCCUCUACCGAUAUGCCACUAACUAUGUACCCGGUAGUGGUGUAGUUGACGGUGAAAUUUUAGAGACUUUGUGGGCAGUUCUAAACUUGGUUUCCAGAAGUACAAGAACCGCCUCUCUUGCUCAUAGGACGGAAGUGCUCAACGACCACAUGGGUGACUCUAAUUUCAAAAAGAUGGUCAACAUUGUUUCAAGUAUCGUAUCUAAAUAUCGUCGGGCGGUCAAAUAUGCUGCUGAAAGCUCCAAGUACUUCUCUGAAAUUACAAAAAUCACACCAGUAGACGCCCGAGAAGAGUGGUUGCACACUAUUACUGCCUGUGAAGAAAGAAGACAGCAAAACAUAGCCGAAAUGGAUUAUAUGCGGUCAACGGUUCAAACAGGAGCAACACUUCAGGAAAUAGAAACAAAGCUGAUCAAGGAAGACAUAGAAACACUCACUCCAGGAGCUGAUGGAACAACAGCCUGGCUAGUGUCUGGACUCAAAAUAGAGGAAGCCCAAAUUGAUCUUCAGCAACAUGUCAGACGUCUGGGAAAAUCUCCAACUUCCGCACAAGAGUUGGACCUUGCAAAGAAAAGACAGCGCCUGGCCUCCCGGAUCAGAGCGUUCCAUAAUCUAUCCGGAAGAUAUCUUGGAGAAGCUACAGUGUUGCAGCACAGUCAGAAAAGUGACAUUAUCAUAUUUCCAGACGGAAAUAUCAGUGAUUCUGAUUUUCCGGAUGCUCCACCUCCUCGCUCUGUCGACAUUGAAAACAACAAGCUUGUUUUCCCCUCGGUGGUGGAAUCCUCCGAUUCAGUGGUCCUUUCUAAUCUAAAAUCCCGUGAAUUUGAACUUCGACAAGGACAGGCAAAUGAUUCACUUCAAAAAGACGGCGACAACAUCAUCUCAGCACUUAAAGUCUUGGGAUGGGGUUCGCUUGCUUAA
Messenger RNA from Psilocybe cubensis, 2154 nucleotides. RefSeq lists its product as uncharacterized. Lineage: Eukaryota; Fungi; Basidiomycota; Agaricomycetes; Agaricales; Agrocybaceae. The coding region runs from base 1 to 2154 and encodes 717 amino acids. The record is from RefSeq and is a predicted model, not a curated record. The transcript has 6 exons.